AGGGUAUGGCGCACACUUUGCUGCUCAAUGCCAUGGCCAUGAAGCUUCAACGGAGCCAUUACGAGGAGAGCUGGAAGGUGUUUCAACAGAUCGACGUUGAUAACGAUGGAAGCUUGUCCCUGGAGGAGUUUCAACAAGCUUUCGAGCUUUUGGCAACCAGCCCAACGUCAGGUUACCUAUGCAAAAGCCCGGAUGGUAAGGACGAUUCCAAAGGCGCCUGGCUGAGUCACAUGUUCCACAUGGCCGACAUCGACCGAAACGGUUUGCUGAACUUCCCCGAGUUUGUUGCUGUCACAUUUGACUGGUCAACACUCGAGAAGCCAGUUUUGGAUGGCAUCUUGAGACGGCUGUUUAAUCAGCUGGACAAAGAUGGGAACGGCGAGGUCAGUGUAGAGGAACUCGCGGAGAUCUUCAAAGGCGCGCUGAGCUGGUCCGAGCUGGAGCAGGUCUGUGCAAGGAUCGAUGCGGACUGCGACGGCCACGUGACCGUGGAAGAGCUGGAGACGUUUCUGUUUCAAAGCAUCUCUGAUGAGGACCUAACGCGGCUCUCUGCCACUGCCUCGUUGGGGAAUUGGGUCCAGCCCAGAACCAAAAAGCCGCGAAGGUCGGUGCUGGACCAGAUCCGCAAUGAGACGCUUGGCUUCGCAGUCCCUGAUUGCUUCGCUGCGAGUCAGGCGUGCAUGAGCGGAAUCUGGAAGUCUCGCUGAGUCACCAGAAGUUGGUCGUAGUGCUCAAGUCACCCAUGUUCUGGUUUGCG
Messenger RNA from Cladocopium goreaui, 757 nucleotides. The record is from the annotation of a GenBank genome assembly. Lineage: Eukaryota; Dinophyceae; Suessiales; Symbiodiniaceae.